UAAUAUGUCUUUAUCUUAAAAAAAUUUGACACAAAAAUUUAUACUAUUAUGAAAAUAAAUCUUUAACAAAAAAAAGAAGUUUGUUGCUUCAUUAUGUUAAUUAAUCAUAAUACAAUUCUUUUUUGUAUAAGUGAGCGAUGAGCUCACCACAGCCCAUCUGGUUCUAAACGAUUGCAUAAUUAUAAUUGCCAAAAUUAAGCAGCCCAUCUCGAAUAGUAAAAAAGAAGUCUCAAAACCUUGCAAAGACGACUAUCUCACUCUACAAAAUACAAAAUAGAAUGGUUCCUAACUUCCUUUGUAGCAGAACGAUUGUUGGUACCGAUCCGUAAUUACAUAGAGAUAUAUAGUUUUUGUAGCGACUAUUAUUACCAAAAAUAUUAUUACAAUAAGUACUGACUUGGUUGACUAAUUACAGGUCAGUUGGUAGCAUUAAACAUACUUAAAUAUAAUUUACCGUACAUUUUAAUUAAUGAUUUACAUCUAAAAUCUAAUCAUUAAUAAUUUUGAUCAGAUAGCAGUUUCAGCUUUAACAAAUAUAUUGUAGGUAAAAUAAUUAAUGCCAAUCAUGUGAAUUUAAUUCUAAAUUAGAAUGGACAACGGACGCGGCGUGGUGGAAAACAGUUCAUAUUAACAUAAUGAACAUAAACGGGUUUGCUUGAAAAUCCACGCGGGUUUUCUGAAAACGUCCAUUGCCGACUGCGUUCGUAAGAUGUAUGCCUUAUAUUUUGUAUAUUAUGUUGGUUCUCAAGAAACUGUCUGUCAAUUCGUGUUGGAGCGCGGUCAAGUUAGCCGCGGCACACGGACUGCUUGUCUGUUUAGCAAACGGUUAGAAUUAGUGAAAUUCACAACAUCUCGUCCCUUAGUCUUCUUGCUGACCGCAUUAGCAACAGUAUUGAUUUCACAUAAAAUCGCAAAAUGGUGGAGAGCGAAAUAAAAGAUGUCGAAAACCAGAAAGUAGAUGAGGAUCCGAUUACAAAAAUCAUUGGAGCGAUCGGUAAAUGGCAAAUUUGGAUAUGCUUCGUGGUUUUCCUCGUGAAGUUUCCAGUUGCCUGGCACCAGAUGAGCAUAAUUUUCCUAGCCCCUCCAAUGAACUUCACUACUUCGAACACCAGCGGUGAUUUUGAUAAUGUAUGUCUUGAAAACAGCUCCGAGUACGUCUAUGAUCACAGUAUCUUUCAAGAGACCAUCGUGUCACAGUGGGACCUCGUUUGUGACAGGCAUUGGCUGAAAAAUCUUACACAAACAAUUUUUAUGCUCGGCAUCCUCGUGGGCAAUAUGCUGUUUGGCCAUCUUUCUGACAGAUUUGGUCGCAGAACGCCAUUCUUAGCAGCAGUAUUUCUUCAGCUUAUUUCUGGAGUAACAACUGCAUAUUCGGUAAACUGGUACAUGUUUACAACACUUCGCUUCAUCCUUGCCGUGGCCACUGGAGGGACUAUGGUUACAAGCUUCGUACUCACAAUGGAAAUAAUCGGCGCUAAAUACAGAGAGACUGUUGGAAUCAUUUACCAGAUACCUUUUAACCUCGGACACCUAUCACUUCCGCUCUUUGGCUACUACUUACGGAAUUGGAGCAAUUUCCAGUUAGCCAUAUCAUUACCUUCAGUGCUUUUCCUGAGCUAUUACUUUUUAUUACCGGAAUCGCCAAGGUGGCUCUUGACCGUAGGAAAAUCGGAAGAAGCUGUUAAGAUAUUAGAAACUGCAGCAAAAAGAAAUGGUUUACCAACCGAUAAUAUUGGUUCGACGACACAGAAAAUGGUUGUGGACAUAGGAAAUAAGUCUGAAGAGCGUGCUUCGUUUUUAGCCUUGUUCAGGACUCCCAAGCUCCGUGCUCGGACAAUCGCGAUUUGCUACAAUUGGUUCGUUUGCGGUCUCUGCUUUUUCGGUGUCUCCCAGUAUAUCGGACAAGUCUCCGGAAAUAUUUUUACCAACGUUGCCAUAUCUGGAGCUAUACAGGUCCCCGGAACAUUGAUCUCGAUCUACGCUAAUAGAGUCCUAGGAAGGAAAAUGACACUAAUUAUAGCUAACUGCGUCACCGGAAUCAGUUGCCUUCUAAUAAUGGUUGUACCUCGAUCAGAAGUAAGCAAUUUAAUAUUAGGUUGUUCCGGUCUUUGGGGACUGAGUAUCUCAUUCGCCACUGUAUACUUGUACGCCGGUGAACUCUUUCCAACUGUAGUAAGAAACUCCGGCGUGGGAUUAGCAUCGACUGUUGCUAGAAUAGGAUCUAUGGUUGCGCCUUUUGUUGCGACCCUAGGUCACACAAGCGCUUGGCUUCCACCAUUGGCUUUUGGGAUUGUCCCGUUAAUUGGAGCAGGGCUGUGUAUCUUAUUACCUGAUACACGAGGUAAAAAAUUACCUGAUACUCUGGAAGAAGGCGAAGCGUGAAUAAAUUGAUCUCUCAAGAAUGCCAAACAAAGGCUAAAGCUUUAUAAAUAAAGUACAUAUUCAAAAUUAGUUAUGAAAUAAUCUUAUCGCACCUGUAUUGGUUAAUAUGAGUUGAGAAUUGUAUUCAUAUAUUUGUUGUUAAAAUGUAUAUAAUAUUAAGGUUUCGUUUUUAGAUUUCAAGUAUUUAGAUAUUAAGUAUUUUAAUUAAGUACUAUUAAGUAUAUUUUUAAUAACGAUCAAGAAAAUAACAUUAAAAAUUGUGUUCAAUUUGUGUUAAAAAUGUCUUUUGACGAUAUUUUAUUUGAGGAUGAACAUUUCUGCCUGAACAUACUGUUUCAUCUGUGAAUUAUGUUUAGAUAUAGUUUAAGAUAGGCUGUGCUUGAUAAGUUCAAUAGACACUAAAGACAAA
Messenger RNA from Bombyx mori (domestic silkworm), 2791 nucleotides. Its product is annotated as organic cation transporter protein. Gene Ontology annotation, cellular component: membrane. Gene Ontology annotation, biological process: transmembrane transport. Gene Ontology annotation, molecular function: transmembrane transporter activity. The coding region runs from base 916 to 2382 and encodes 488 amino acids. Lineage: Eukaryota; Metazoa; Arthropoda; Insecta; Lepidoptera; Bombycidae. The transcript has 5 exons. The record is from RefSeq and is a predicted model, not a curated record.